AUGACUUGCGCGUUUGAUACAGCUGCAUUCAGUACGAAACACAUUAUCUGGCGGAUUAACCAGCAACUAGAGCGCAUCAUUCUGGGGGGAGUCUCGAAAGUGGAACACUGGAAGGGGGUUCGUGUCCUACAUCCUCUGCUGGCUGGCCGUAGGCCAAAAAGAAGAAUAACUAGAGCCUCCAAAAUUUGCUGGGCGGUACCUAGGCCCAACUGUAUGAAAGUUAACACCGAUGGGGCUUACUCAGCUACAAGGUACAUUGCCGGAGGGGGAGGAGUAAUUAGAGAUGCAGACGGCAGGCUGAUCUUCACCUUCAGUGACUCUUUUGCGGCUUUGUCCAGUCUCGAGGCAGAAUUCAAGGCCUUUGAACAAGGCAUCAUUGCGGCGGUCAGAUUCGGGAACAAUAUCUGGAUGGAAACGGAUGCUACGUCAAUCGUUCGGAUUAUAACAUCGGAAGAGCAGGUCCCUGCAGAAAUUAGACAUUCCAUUCGCCGUAUCAAGCAUCUGUGCAAAGGGCUUAACAUCAUGGUUUCAUACAUAGCCCGAGAAGGAAAUAAACCAGCGGACUUCCUCGCUGAACGUGGCUUAGAGGAGCAAGGAAGAAGCAAUUUUGAUCAUAUCACAGCACCGGCUCGACUGAAAGUUAUGGUAGAAAUGGAAGCAAACAGAGUCCCAAAUUUCCGAUUUCAGUCAAGGUGGUCAGAAGAAUAG
Molecule: messenger RNA, 708 nt
Organism: Salvia splendens (bonfire salvia)
Lineage: Eukaryota; Viridiplantae; Streptophyta; Magnoliopsida; Lamiales; Lamiaceae
Exons: 1
Coding region: 1-708 (235 amino acids)
Molecular function (GO): RNA-DNA hybrid ribonuclease activity; nucleic acid binding
Source: RefSeq, a predicted model, not a curated record